AAGUUAUUGAUAAAAAAAUAUGUAACACUUUUACCGCACAUUGUUUUCGACACAAUGUUGGGAAAUUGAACGAAGAGAAAGUUGAAAACUAUGAAAUACGUGUCCGUCAGGCUUUGGAAUAUUUUGCCCCAAAUAAAAAAUUUCGAACAUAUAGUAGAGAAAAGUUAAAAAACCUACAAAACCAAAUUUGGAGUGCCCUUGUUGGCGCAAGACCCUUUUAUGUAAAUCUUGAAGGAUGUGACUGGAUUGCCAAUGAGACACUUGGAUUAUCUUGAUGAAUUCAGCUUUUUACGUAACUCACAUAAAGGCGAAACAGAUAAGAGAGAAGUCUGAAAGGGGAGCACCUGUUAAUGGAAACUUUAUUAAAACAGUUUUGCGAAAGACAAAAGUUUGUUUGAAUAAAGUGCUGAACAAAACAAGAAUGCGAGGCGCAGGUGGAUAGCAUGACAGCUUUUGCCACCGCGGCCUGAUGGCGCUAAUGCGCCGAAUACUAGGCGACGCCCAGGCGAAACUUCGAAAAAUGGUGGAUGAACAAGUGUCGGUGGGGACGAGGGUUGAUACUGAGGCGGAGCCGGAACCUGCUGAUCCUCUCAUCACUCCAGCAUGUUCAGUUCUCGAUAGGUCGGACUUGGACAGACCAGUGCCUCCCGAAAGACGACUGCUUAUUAGCACACUCGACAAACCAAGGAAUGGAUCUCUAAACGGGGACCAAGCCACCCUUAAUAGAUCAACUAGACUAUCUAUUAGAAAUGGAAAAGAUAACCCAUUUAUAGUUUCUUCUCCAGAUGAUGACAAUAAAGAAAAUCAUACGAAUGGUAAACUCGAUUCUCCAAUAAAAUGGUCGACUCAAAAUGGUAGUGACAGUGGCACAUAUGCCGAAAUAGGGAAUAGUAAUACAAGCGAUAAGAAUCCUUUGGAUCCAGCUGAUAGUUCGGAAGAGGAGGUUCCGUUGCCUGAUGCGACGUCGCCAGGUCGGAGUAGUGAUGGACCGGAACCUAGAGCUGAUAUUACGGCUACACUUGAUGGAGAUGCGGCGUCUCCAGGCGGUCGGUCGGACCGAUCGCGUCAGGAAGAUGUUCCCGCAUCCCCCGGGAUGCUCUCUGCCGCUCAAAUGGCUCGACGGCUGCGAUCUGAGAAUGAACGGCUACAGGCGGAGUUAACUCGGGUUCGACGAUUGCUCGUAGCGGCUGUGGAGAGGGGGGAAGUGGGGAACGCCUUGAUCGAAAGGGCCCAGGGGGAGGAAGAGGAGAGUCCGCCGCUCGACCCGCAGCAGAUGGAGAAAGAGUUGCUGUUGGCGAGGGAAGCUGUUAGCUCUCUCAAGGCUGAUAAGAAGAGGCUUAAAGCUGAGAAAUUCGAUUUACUCAACCAAAUGAAGCAGCUUUACGCGACUCUUGAGGACAAAGAGAAGGAGCUCCGGGACUUCAUUAGAAAUUAUGAACAGAUGCGGUCAAGAAGCGGUGCGUCCUCGGCGUUGGGAGCGGAGCGUGCAGAGCGGGAACGUGAGCGGGCUGCUCUUUUGCGUCACGCAAGAGACGAAGCAGAGAGGUCCUUGCAAUUGGCCGCUGCGUUAAGUGCCCGAGAUACGCAGCUACGACAUGCAAGGGAACAAUUGUAUGAAGCACGUAGACAACUCCAGGCGGCGGGAUGUCUUUCGGAGGGAGAGAGUGUGGCGUCGUUAGGUAUCGGACCACCCAUGAUCCUCGGUGGUCCUUCAGGUCUACUUGGAGACAGGGGCAGCUGCAGCGCUGAUUCAGGUGUUAGAGUGACAGGUAGCAGCGAUGGUGGUGCCACAUCGGUGUGCGGAGGAAACCUCUCUGAUUCUACGGCAGAGGGCGCUCCUCUGAAUAUAGACCCCUACGACACAGAUGCAGUCUCUCUCGUGUCGUCUGCGCAUCCUAUAUAUCAAUUGAGUACGCCACGUGACUGCAGUCCUACACUAUCUCCGCACAAUAGCGCUUCGCCUUUCAGUCGCUCGGUCGACGCGGGCUCGCUCUCCAGGUCCGUGGAACAGCUGUCGAGUCCAGGGGAGUGUGAAUCGGCUCUUUUGGGAGGGAUGCGGACACGUGGGAGUGCCAGCAAAUCGGGCAGAGGCAGAGGCUCCGCGUGGGGCUCCAUAUCACGAGUCUUCGCGAGAAGUAGACAUCGUACCAAGUCAGGCAGCGCGGCUUCUAGUGGACAUGAAAGUGAACCAGUGUAUGCCAGCGGCAGUGGCCGUGCUUGGUCACCUUUGGGCAGUGAGGCGGCUUUGCGUGAGGCGGCGUCUCUGCCUUUGUCGCGAUGGCGUGCACCGGCCAUCAUUGCGUGGCUAGAACUGGCCCUGGGAAUGCCACAGUAUGCUGCUACUAUCGCCGACAACGUCAAGAGUGGAAAGAUCCGUGCUUUGAAUGGGCAGGUUUUGCUAGAGCUGACAGACACGGACCUUGAGGUCGGCUUGGGGAUUACACAGCCGAUGCACAGGAAGAAGCUGCGGCUGGCCAUCGAGGAGCGGCGACGGCCAGACCUCGUGCGGAACCCCAGCAUUGGGCAGCUCUCGCACGCCUGGGUCGCCGCGGAGUGGCUGCCUGACCUCGGAUUGUCGCAGUAUGCCGAGUCAUUUUUGGCGAAUUUGGUGGACGCUCGAAUGCUCGACACAAUCAGCAAAAAGGAAUUGGAGAAGUAUUUAGGUGUGACGAGGAAAUUCCAUCAAGCCUCAAUCGUCCACGGGAUCCAUUUGCUCAGAAUUAUGAAGUACGAUCGUCAGGCUUUAGCUGUUCGUCGUCAUCAAUGUGAAAAUGUUGACGCUGAUCCUUUAGUGUGGACCAACCAGCGCUUUAUACGUUGGGCGCACAAUAUUGACUUGGGUGAAUUUGCUGACAAUCUCAAAGAUAGUGGAGUUCACGGAGGAUUAGUCGUACUGGAACCGUCAUUCACUGGAGAAACGAUGGCCACGGCUCUGGGGAUUCCACCUUCGAAAAGUAUAAUUCGAAGACAUCUGGUGGCCGAGUUCGACGCUCUCAUCAUCCCCGCAAGGAACACUUUCGGCCAUCAAAUAAGAAUGUUAGGUAGACCUUUCUCGAGAUCAGUGGCCACUGGUUUGCCUGGAAUAGAUUUCACAGCUGACUCAAGACGACAUAGCUUACGGGGCUCAAUCACCCGCGCCCUAGGAGCGUUGAAGGCUAAACACGAUCGACAGUCGCCAUCGAGUUCCAGCGAAAGCUCUAGUCUAGGCCAGUACCAGAUGUGCUACUCCCCACCGAUAGGGGGUAGAACUCUCUCGCAAUUAAGUAUGACCUAUGCCCCACCGCCUACGGUGCAGGAAUACGAGCCCAUAUACACACCGCUAAGCCUUUACUCGCAGUCUAGCGUGUCUACAAGAGACAGCUUGCAGAGGUUGAACGAGAUUAAAGAAGGGAUUACGCACAGAUACGGCCAAAGGGUGGAUCAUUCACACAGGGUGAGUUCUCCUCUGCCCUCCAAAUCCGUGGACGAUUCAGUCGUGAGGCAAAGGAGGCACAGACGAGUCAAAAGUAUCGGCGACAUCAACGCCUGCAGUAAAGCCUCCGUUUAACUCCUCGUAUUGCCUUUAUCUAACAUAUCUGAACUCAAAUGUGCUUCAUGGCAAAGUGCUCAUUAGCUUAUUAGGAAAAAGAAUACAGCAAGCUUACCACUUCAACGCUUGACUAGAUAAUUAGUUAACAAAGAAACUUAAUGACCCAAUCUAACGACGAAACUCUAUUUCGAUACAGCCCUAAGCGCUGCAACAUUUAUAGCGCUGAUUUCACUUAGAGUUUAGUGGUAUGAAAACUGAAUAUUGAAAUUGGAAUCGCCUUAGAAGUUAUGUUGUAAACUGCUUGUUUGAUUACUCAAUGCAUAUGAAGACUUAUUCGUAAAAAAAAUAUUUACACUGUUUUAAUCAAUCGUCUCUUUGAUUUACUUAAAGAAAAUGACAUUGUGUUGAUGACGUGUAAGAACUUGGCUAUUCAAAGAAAUAUUCACGCACUCAACAGAAGAAAUAAUAAUGGUAAUCCAAUCAGGACCAAUGUUUUAAUGUUUAAUAAUUACUAGUUUAAAUGAUAGUGUUAAAUAAGGGCUAAUACUAAAUUACCUACAUAUUACUCACCAUAUCCUAUACCAAUAUUAAUUGGACUGACUAUAUCAAUUGUCUUAUGACAAAGCAUUUAAAGACUUAUUUUGUACUGAUUUAUCACUAUAUUGCAAUGACAUUUUACUUAAGACCCUGGUGCAAAACAUAGUUAACGAACCACACGACUCCUUUGCAAAUAUAAUAUAGUGGAGAGAUUUCUAUAUUGCAUUAUUUCAGUGCUGAUGAAUUCUCUAUGAAUCCAGAUCUUUUGUAGAUGUCAUUGUACGAUGUUUUUAUUGCUAUACUGUGAUGAAAACUCACAAAUCAGUUUAAAUCAAAUUACUAAUUAGUCAAUUUCUGUAUAUUAAGUAAUUUAUCGACUUGAAGCGAGCUUUACACUUUUAUUUUUUGUUAUUAUUUUUUAUUUUGUAUUAAUUUAUUAAGAGUGAUAUGCGGUACCAAUGAUUUUAUAACUAUUAAUUAAAUGUUUAAUGUAU
This is a messenger RNA of Pieris napi, 4560 nucleotides long. It is a transcript of the gene Liprin-gamma, whose product is annotated as kazrin. Bases 470 to 3547 code for a protein of 1025 amino acids. The record is from RefSeq and is a predicted model, not a curated record. The transcript is spliced from 20 exons. Lineage: Eukaryota; Metazoa; Arthropoda; Insecta; Lepidoptera; Pieridae. Gene Ontology annotation, molecular function: protein binding.